Molecule: messenger RNA, 810 nt
Organism: Paramecium sonneborni
Lineage: Eukaryota; Ciliophora; Oligohymenophorea; Peniculida; Parameciidae
Source: the annotation of a GenBank genome assembly
AUGUAACUUAAAAAAAGAAGGAUACUUAAGACAGAUUCUGAUUUUCCAAUAAUCAAUUUUCAACAAUCACAUACAUCAAGUUCUAAGCCUAUUAUUUAAUUCCCUCCUAUUUUAAUGUCCCCAACUACAUAAAAAUAAAAUAGUCUAUCAUUCCAUCAGAAUCCAAAUAAAUCCCCUAAAGACACAGUUUCAUCCUAAAAUUUCUAAACCUUUCGAAAACGAAGUAUUACAUUAAAUAAAAAAAACUUAUCAUAAUUUAUUGUAUUGCAUAAAAUUAUUUAAGUAACCCAUCGAAUUGCAAGGAUUAUCAAAAUAGCUUUUUGUACAUUAAUAAAAAUUUUCAUAUUUGCUUGAAAAAACUUAAUAAGAAUAAUAAUAAAGUAGAGUUUGCAUAAACAAAAUAAUUUAGACAGAAAAAAAUUAGCCAGGGAUAUAUAACAGAAAAAUGUAUUUGGCUUUUAACUCGUUAAAUAAUCGCAAAUAACAUUUAAUAUUUGAUUAAUUAUAAUCAAAAAAUAAAAAUAAUUUCUAGUAAGAGUAAUCUUUUAAGAAAUCAUCAUUUUAAUGCUUUAAAAAAAUAAUCCCAAAAUAUCAUUCAGAAUAUAAUAAACAAUAGAUUUAGUAAUAAGCUAAAUUCUUAGAAAUUGGCAAUUGCCAAAGCUAAGAUUAAUAAUAAAAAUGCUAAACCGAUUAUGAUAUCACCUUAAAUAUGAGUGGUAAUAAUAUAAUUAAGUAAUAGAAAUAUAAGAAAUGAAUGAAGAUGGCUUAUCUUCAAUAGCUUAAAGUACAUUUUGUAAUAAAGUCUGUUGA